Capsella rubella is the source of this 1766-nucleotide messenger RNA. RefSeq lists its product as uncharacterized. The record is from RefSeq and is a predicted model, not a curated record. Bases 66 to 1583 code for a protein of 505 amino acids. NCBI's taxonomy places the organism in Eukaryota, Viridiplantae, Streptophyta, Magnoliopsida, Brassicales, Brassicaceae. The transcript has 5 exons.
GGAAUCUUUCUUUCUUUAUUCUCUUUGUUGUAAAAGUUCAAUCUCACACUGUUCAGUUUUCAAGAAUGGCUUCUCUUACGCCUAGAGUGUUAAUCAAGCUUCUUCAGACGAUAAACACAAACAUCAAGGUUCGAGGGGAAUAUCGGUCGGUUCUCUUGCAGGUAAUCGGUAUUGUCCCUGCUUUAGCCGGCUCAGAGCUUUGGCCAAACCAAGGCUUUUUCAUCAAAGUGUCGGAUUCUUCUCACUCCACAUAUGUCUCAUUGAGGAACGAAGACAACGAACUCAUCUUGAACAACAAACUGGGAUUGGGACAGUUCUUCUACGUUGAUAAGCUUGAAGCUGGGACACCUGUUCCUGUAAUGGUGGGUGUUAGACCCAUCUCUGGACGCCAUCCUUUUGUAGGAAAUCCCAAAGAUUUGAUGCAAAUGUUGAUACCUAGUGAGACUACAUCUUUGCAAGAAGAAAAUAACAGCCAGAAGAAGAAAGAUGGUGAGAGAUCAAACAAGGUGGAGAAUCUAAGAAAACAUCAACCUUUUGUAAUUAAGGAAGAGAAGACAGGUGUGGCUUCAAGAUACAUGAAAGGUAUUUCAAACCCAAAGACAAAUGGAUCAGAUUCGAGUAGCGGCGGUAGCAACAAUGAGAGUGAGACUGGAUCAAUAAUGGCCACUAAGAAAGUUGCUGGAUUGGCUAAAGGCAAGCAAAGGGAGCACACAAAUCAGGCACGUCAAGCUGGUCCUCCACAAUCUCGUCCUUCGACAGCUCUAACAAAGGCAGAGCCAAAGAAACUCUCUUUGAGCUCCACUGUGAAUUACAUAACUAGGAAGAGUAGCUCUUCCGAGGAUGCAUCAUGGAGCUCUCUGCCUAUUAAUCUAUCAAAAAUGGGUAAAGGAAUGCUGAGAAGGAGAAAUAUUGCUGCUCUAAUUGCCACAGAGGUGCAAAGAGAGGCAUUAGCUGCUUCACAUCUUAUCAAAUGUAUCAGUAUUUUUGCUGACCUCAGCUCAAAUUCUUCCCCUAAGAGUCCACAUACCUCUCUCAGAAACUUCUUCACCCUGCAGAGUAUCCUUGACCAAGCACAGGUCACAACUGCAGCACCAAAAGAUAAACCAAUCCAGCCAGUGAAUAUUAAUUCAUUAUGCUUGGAACCUGACAAGUUGAGAAAAAAAGCUAGUCUAACUUCAAGCAGAGCCACACUGAAGCCUUCUAAAGCUCUAACAGAAGCCGAAAAGCUGGAAUGGGUCAAGGGAAAUGGCACAGAAGAGAUAAAAGAACUGAGAAACACUUUGAAACAAGAAACGAGAAGCUGGUUUUUGAAAUUCUUGGAAGACGCAUUAGAUACUGGAUUCCAUGCCAGUGUUUCGGAGAAGAAAGGAAAAACCAAAGGAGCACAUCCAGCGGAACCAGAGAAUCAUAUUACAGAGACAUUAUCCCAACUUAGGAAAGCAAAUGAAUGGCUGGAAAAAGUUAAAAGUGAUCAUCAUUCUAGUGAUAGUUCUUUGCUUGAGAAUAUAGAACGAUUGAAAAAGAAAAUAUACUCUUGCUUGCUACUUUAUGUAGAUUCAGCUGCAUCAGCUAUUGGAGUAUAGGUAAGCUCGCGUCUGACAAGACAACCGAUCCAAUGGGAAAAUUUGCUUAGCAACAAGAACGAAACAACUUCACAAAUCGAACUAGAGCCAAAGUUAUACACAUUGUUUGUAUGCUAAUUUAUUGUGUAUAAUAGAAACAGAAUCAGACAUACAAUAUGUUAAUAUAAUAAACACGAGUUAAUC